This is a messenger RNA of Laccaria bicolor S238N-H82, 6516 nucleotides long. Its product is annotated as carbamoyl-phosphate synthase. Gene Ontology annotation, biological process: L-glutamine metabolic process; L-arginine biosynthetic process; 'de novo' pyrimidine nucleobase biosynthetic process. The record is from RefSeq and is a predicted model, not a curated record. Bases 1 to 6516 code for a protein of 2171 amino acids. NCBI's taxonomy places the organism in Eukaryota, Fungi, Basidiomycota, Agaricomycetes, Agaricales, Hydnangiaceae. Gene Ontology annotation, cellular component: cytoplasm; carbamoyl-phosphate synthase complex. The transcript has 12 exons. Gene Ontology annotation, molecular function: metal ion binding; ATP binding; aspartate carbamoyltransferase activity.
AUGCCUGCAUCGCCAGUCACCGCACCACCUAUGGGUGACCACGAAAAGACUCACUUAGACGGCAUUCUCGAACUAAUCGACGGAACUGCCUACCGAGGCUUUAGCUUUGGUGCCGAGGGGAAGAGCAUCGCGGGCGAGUGUGUCUUCCAGACUGGUAUGGUCGGGUACACGGAGUCGCUGACUGACCCCUCUUAUGAGGGUCAGAUUCUCGUUCUGACCUACCCUCUCCAGGGGAAUUAUGGAGUACCCUCUCGCAAAUCACCUCUAAAUGAACUUCCAAAAGAAUUCGAAUCUUCUCGUAUCCAUAUUGCUGCGCUAAUUGUCGGCUCUUACUCAGAAGAUUUCAGCCACUUCCUUGCGGAAUCCUCACUUGGAGCAUGGUUGAAGGAGGGCGGCGUACCUGCCCUUUUCGGCGUCGAUACCCGUGCUCUCACCAAAAGGAUCAGGGAGAAAGGGUCUCUGCUGGGAAAAGUCCUAGCUCGCGCUGAAGGAACGCGACUUAAUCCCCUUCCCUCGGUCCCAUCCACUCCCUAUCCUUGGCGAGAAGAAUAUUUGGACAUUCCCUACAGCAACCCUAACGAACAAAAUCUGGUCGCAGCAGUCUCCAUUGCUGCCCCUAAGCUUUAUAAAGCUACGACAAAAGCCCGACUUCAUCCUUCCGGUCGUCCACUACGCGUAAUUGCGAUCGACGUUGGGAUGAAACACAACCAAAUUCGCUGCUUCGUUAAACGAGGUGUUGAACUCAAGGUUGUGCCAUGGGACUAUGAUUUUCUCUCAGACUCUGAACCGUACGACGGAAUCUUCAUUUCCAACGGACCUGGCGACCCCGCCAUGGUCAAAACCACCAUCACACGACUUGCAAAGGCCAUGGAAGAAGGAGUUCUCCCCAUCUUUGGCAUCUGUUUAGGCCACCAGCUCAUGGCGUUAGCUGCUGGCGCUACGACUUCAAAAAUGAAAUACGGCAAUCGCGGCCACAACAUCCCAUGUACCGACGCUCUUUCUGGCAGGUGCUAUAUUACCAGCCAAAACCACGGUUUCCAGGUUGACACCGACACUCUUCCCUCCGGCUGGAAGCCACUCUUUACGAACGCCAACGACCAGAGCAAUGAGGGUAUAUAUUGCGAAACCAAGCCCUUCUUCUCUGUUCAAUUCCAUCCUGAGUCAAAUGCCGGUCCUCGCGAUACUGAAUUCCUUUUCGACGUUUUCAUUCAGAAUGUUGAGGACUGUGCUGCCACAGGAUCUACGGCGCCCCUCCAAAUGCCUGGGGGCAACAAGGAAGAUAAUGCGAGACGUGUUCCUCGCGCCAAAGUCAGCAAGGUCAUCAUCCUUGGCUCAGGCGGCUUGUCCAUCGGUCAAGCAGGUGAAUUCGACUACUCCGGUUCGCAAGCCAUAAAGGCGCUCAAGGAGGAGGGAAUUUACACUAUCAUGGUCAACCCUAACAUCGCCACCAUCGCGACAUCGAAAGGCUUGGCGGACAAAGUCUACUUCUUGCCCGUCACUCCGGAGUUUGUUCGAAAAAUCAUCAAAUUCGAGAAACCUGAUGGAAUCUACGUAACAUUCGGUGGCCAGACAGCUCUGAACGUCGGUAUUAAGUUGAAGGACGAGUUUGCUGAGCUCGGUGUUCAGGUUUUGGGCACUCCCAUAGAGACAAUUAUCACCACGGAGGACAGGCAGCUGUUUGCUUCCGCCAUGGAGGAGAUUGGCGAGAAGUGCGCCGAGAGCUGUACAGCGACUAACUCGGAUGACGCGGUUGCUGCUGCGAAAGCCAUUGGUUUCCCCGUCAUCGUUCGUGCUGCGUACGCACUUGGUGGUCUUGGUUCUGGAUUUGCUCAGGACGAGGAUCAGCUGCGCGCUCUUUGUACCAAAGCAUUCGCAACUAGUCCUCAAGUACUGGUCGAGAAGAGCAUGAAGGGCUGGAAGGAGAUUGAGUACGAGGUUGUCCGUGAUUGCAGAGAUAACUGUAUCACCGUUUGCAACAUGGAGAACUUCGAUCCACUUGGAAUCCACACUGGCGAUUCCAUCGUUGUGGCUCCAUCUCAAACACUUUCAGAUUCGGACUAUAACAUGUUGCGAACGACGGCAAUCAACGUCAUCCGCCAUUUGGGUGUGGUUGGUGAAUGUAAUAUCCAGUACGCUCUCAAUCCCACUUCUCAAGAAUACUGCAUUAUCGAGGUUAACGCUCGACUUUCCCGUUCGUCCGCCCUGGCCUCCAAAGCUACUGGAUACCCCCUCGCUUUCAUUGCUGCUAAGCUUGGCCUUGGGAUCCCACUCAACGAGAUCAAAAACUCCGUCACCAAAGUCACCAGUGCCUGCUUCGAGCCAAGUUUGGACUACGUAGUCGUCAAGAUUCCUCGCUGGGAUCUGAAAAAGUUCAAUCGCGUCAGUCGUCUUCUGAGCAGCAGCAUGAAGAGUGUGGGCGAGGUUAUGAGCAUCGGCCGCACAUUUGAAGAAACGUUCCAAAAAGCGAUUCGUGCGAUAGAUGAUCAGUUUUCUGGGUUUGCUAAAAAUGAUUUCGUGGAGGAUAUUGAUGAAGAGCUCGUCAACCCUACGGAUAAACGGGUCUUUGCUAUAUCAACGGCCUUCCAUCGUGGCUAUAGCAUCGACAAAAUAUGGCAGAUGACGAACAUCGAUAAAUGGUUCUUGAACAAGCUCCAAAACAUCUUUAAUCUGGAACAAUGUCUUUCUUUGACCCAUAGAACUUGCAACGCCUCGAAUCUAACAUCAGACCUCCUUCGACAAUCGAAGCAAUAUGGCUUCUCGGAUCGUCAAAUUGCUACCUGCAUCAGCUCGACUGAGCUUGCCGUUCGAAGACUCCGUCAAGAAGCGGGAAUCGCUCCAUUCGUCAAACAAAUUGAUACUGUGGCUGCGGAAUUCCCGGCCUUUACCAACUACUUAUACACCACCUACAACGCCGUUGAGCAUGACGUUGAGUUCAACGAGAGGGGUGUCAUGGUUUUAGGCUCAGGCGUCUAUCGCAUUGGCUCUUCUGUUGAAUUUGAUUGGUGCGCGGUCCGUGCCAUCCGCACCCUUCGUGAUCAAGGCCUUCAGACUGUCAUGGUCAACUACAACCCCGAAACCGUCAGCACUGAUUAUGACGAGGCCGAUAGGUUGUACUUCGAGAACAUUAGCUUGGAGACCAUCCUCGACAUUUACGACACAGAGCAAUCACGCGGUGUCAUCCUGUCUAUGGGUGGUCAAACUCCAAACAACAUUGCCCUGCCUUUACAUCGCCAGAACGUGAAGAUUUACGGGACCUCACCCGAGAUGAUCGAUACUGCCGAAAAUCGAUUCAAGUUCUCUCGCCUCCUCGAUGAAAUCGGUGUUGACCAGCCUUUGUGGAAGGAGCUCACCAGUUUCGAGGAUGCCUCUAGUUUCUGCCAGGCCGUUGGUUAUCCUGUCCUUGUCCGGCCCUCGUACGUUCUCUCCGGCGCUGCCAUGAACGUCGUGUCUACAAGUGAUGAUUUGGCGAACUACUUGACCCAAGCUGCUGAGGUAUCGCGAGAUCAUCCUGUCGUCAUCUCCAAGUACAUCGAACAGGCCAAAGAGAUUGAGAUGGACGCCGUGGCGAAGGAUGGAAAGAUGGUUAUGCACUAUAUCUCAGAGCAUGUGGAAAAUGCAGGUGUUCAUUCGGGUGAUGCCACGCUCAUCCACCCUCCUCAGGACUUGGAUCCCCAGACUGUCCGCCAGAUCGAGGAGGCGACAGCGAAGAUCGGAAACGCUCUGAACGUGACUGGGCCUUUCAAUAUCCAGUUCAUUGCCAAGAACAACGAGAUCAAGGUCAUCGAGUGUAAUCUGCGGGCCGCACGGUCGUUCCCCUUCGUGUCAAAAGUCACUGGCGUCGAUGCAAUUGAGAUGGCCACCAAAGUCAUGCUCGGCAUCCCAGUAGAGCCUUAUCCUGAUCUCAAUCUCCCGCCCGACUAUGUUGGUGUCAAAGUACCCCAAUUUAGUUUCAGUCGGCUGUCCGGGGCCGACCCUAUCCUAGGCGUAGAGAUGGCUUCUACUGGAGAGGUGGCUUGUUUCGGCCAUGACAAGUACGAGGCGUAUCUGAAGGCGCUGAUAUCAACUGGUAUCGUUCCACCCAAGAAGAACAUACUUCUCUCCAUCGGUAGUUAUCGUGAAAAGCUCGAAAUCCUUCCCUCGGUUCAGAAGCUGAGCGCUGCGGGAUACAACAUAUUUGCCACAUCCGGAACUGCAGAUUUUCUCACUGAACAUAAUGUUGCUUGCAAGUAUCUUGAGACCCUUGGAGAGGACAGUCGUGACGAGCAAAAGUCGGAAUAUUCCCUCACACAGCACUUAGCGAACAAUCUCAUUGACUUGUACAUCAAUUUGCCCUCGAAAAACCAUUAUCGUCGCCCAGCCAGCUAUACCAGUAAAGGGUAUCACACCCGCAGAAUGGCUGUUGACUUCGCCAUCCCUCUUAUCACCAAUGUCAAAAAUGCGAAGAUGCUCGCAGAAGCCCUGGUACGCAACAUGUCCCUCGACGUUUCGAACGUCGACGCCAAGACUUCUCAUCGUACGCAUACAUUCCCCGGACUCUUCAACGUGGCUGCCUUUGUGCCCGGUCUUAUUACUCCGAAUAGCAAGGAUUUGGCAGCGGCAACGGAAGCUGCCGUCAGCGCUGGUUUUACCACCUCUAUCGUCCUUCCUACUGCCAUCAGCAACUCCAUCUCUGAUCGCCCAUCUCUUGAGCAAGCUCGAUCCAACGCUCUUGCUGCAACCCAUUGUAACAUUGCACUUGGAAUCACUGCAACAUCGAGCAACGUUGACUCUUUAGACAAAGAGCUUCAAGCGGAGGUUAAGCUCUUGUUCAUCCCUUCCUCGACACCACUCUCUUCUGUCGCUGCUCAUUUUUCCUCGUGGCCCGCGGAAAAGCCAAUCGUCACCGAUGCCAAAGGGUCUGAGCUCGCAUCUGUUCUUCUCUUGGCCAGUCUUCACAACCGCACCGUUCAUGUCACAGACGUACGGUCCAAGGAUGAUUUGAUUCUGAUCUCCUUGAGCAAAGGAAGACAACUGAAGGUCACCUGCGAUGUGUCGAUUCAGUCUCUUUUCUUUACAUCAGAACAGUACCCAGGGACGACUUCUCUUCCCUCAGCUGCUGACCAGAAAGCAUUAUGGCAAAAUCUUGACACGAUUGACGUGUUCUCCGUCGGUUCAACACCUUACUGUCUUGCUGUAGAAUCCGGAAAGCUUGCCUCGUCCGAGUCUGGUGUAGAAGAAGCACUGCCUCUGCUCUUGACAGCUUUCACAGAGGGACGACUUACCCUCGAUGAUAUCCGCAUUCGUUUGCAUGAUAACCCCGUUCAAAUUUUCGCCAUUCCGGAUCAGACCCAAACCCACGUCGAAGUCAUUAUCGGACGCAAGACUCCGUUUUCGAAACGGUCACAGUGCUGGUCACCUCUGGAACAAACAUCGGUUUCCGGAUCUAUUCACCGUGUCGUCUUCCAUGGACAGACGGUCUUUUUGGAUGGGUCUUUGUUCCCUGCUGCUCUUGGACGAGAUGUCUCAGCAACUGCCGUUGCACAUCCCACUGUCAUCCCAGCUCCUUCGGUUUUAAAAGAGGAUAUAUCAUCACAUGCAAACGCCAUUUCAUUAACAACCACCAGCUCAACUCAUCCCCCUGCCGGACAUCAUCAAUUCACUCAAAGAGAUCUAUACGAUCUCUUUGCGCUUGCAACGGAAAUAAGACUCCAGGUCGAACGCACCGGCACGCUUGACAUUCUCAAAGGCAAGGUGCUCGCCAGCAUCUUCUAUGAACCUUCUACUCGCACUAGCUCUUCUUUGGACGCUGCUAUGAAACGAUGUGGGGGACAAGUGGUGCAGGUCGCAGCGGAUAAUUCGUCGGUUCUCAAGGGAGAAUCGUUGCCUGACACUAUUCGGACGCUAGCCUGUUACGGAGAUGCAAUUGUCAUCCGUCAUCCUGAUGUAGGAAGCGCGCAGCUGGCAGCCAAAUACUCUCCUGUCCCCAUCAUCAAUGCUGGUGAUGGCAUCGGAGAACACCCAACACAGGCACUGUUGGAUAUUUACACAAUCCGUUCGGAACUGGGUACUGUCAACGGGCGUACCAUUACACUCCUUGGUGACCUCAAAAACGGACGAACGGUCCACAGUUUGGUGACAUUGCUGUGCCUCUACUCCGUUCAAUUGAACUUUGUUUCUCCUCGUUCCCUCGCCAUGCCUUCCAGCGUCAUAUCUGCCGCCAGGAAGGCGGGAAUUCCUGUCACGAUCUGUGAGUCGCUCGACGAGGUGCUGGACGACACGGAUGUUCUGUAUAUUACGCGGGUGCAGAAGGAGCGAUUUGACGACGAGAAGGAGUGGUUGCAGGUCAAGGACGCAUAUCGAGUGGACCACGCUGUUCUUUCCAGGGCAAAGGAAGAUAUGAUUGUCAUGCAUCCCUUGCCGAGAGUUAAUGAAAUUGACCCAGAAGUCGACUUCGAUUCCAGGCGGGCGGUGUACUUCAGGCAAAUGCGUUAUGGUCUUUUCGUUCGCAUGGCGCUGCUCGCUAGUGUCAUGGCGUAG